CUGGUCACCAAACAUAAAAAUUAAACAAGUACAAAAGUGUUUUAGUAACACUCAAAAUAGUAAACUAAGGUGAUAUGAUGAUGGGGAUGAAGUUUUUCUCUUUUUACGUUGUACUUCUUCUAGUUGCAGCUAGCUCGGGGAUGCGGAUAAAUGGGCAGAGCGUUUCGUGUCUAAACCAACUUGCUCCAUGCCUAAAUUACCUGAAUGGGACCAAGGAAGUACCUCAAGUUUGUUGUAAUCCUCUCAAAUCAGUGAUAAGGAACAAUCCAGAGUGCUUGUGCCGUAUGAUUAGUAACCGUUGGAGUUCUCAAGCCGAGCGAGCUGGCAUCGAUGUCAAUGAUGCUCAAAUGUUGCCUGCUCGAUGUGGAGAACAUGUCAAUCCCAUUGCUUGCUUGACUCGUUCUAGAGGAGGAUCUACAAACUCAGACCGAAGUUCCUCCAUUGGCAACACCUUUUCUCAGUCCUAUUGGAUGACAACAUUAGCUAUUGCAGCCACUGUUUUGUCAUAUUGCCAUCACAUAAUUAGCUGAAUCUCUCAUUGUCUAUAGCAGCUUUGCUUUGCUUUGCUUAAUUAAGACGGUUGAUUCUUUGUUUUUUUAAUGCUCUAUUAGUUAAUUAUGAUUAUUGGUCGUCACCAACACAUUGUAUGUACCACUUCGUCCCCAUAAAUAGUCUAAAUCCAUUUCUAUUAGUUAAGAAUGUGAAACAUCAUGCUCAUGUAGUCAUGUUGCAACAAAUCAAGCACCAAUCAAUC
This is a messenger RNA of Arabidopsis thaliana (thale cress), 754 nucleotides long. Its product is annotated as Bifunctional inhibitor/lipid-transfer protein/seed storage 2S albumin superfamily protein. The transcript has 2 exons. Bases 75 to 530 code for a protein of 151 amino acids. The record is from RefSeq and is marked reviewed. Gene Ontology annotation, cellular component: plasma membrane. NCBI's taxonomy places the organism in Eukaryota, Viridiplantae, Streptophyta, Magnoliopsida, Brassicales, Brassicaceae.